Molecule: messenger RNA, 945 nt
Organism: Suncus etruscus (white-toothed pygmy shrew)
Lineage: Eukaryota; Metazoa; Chordata; Mammalia; Eulipotyphla; Soricidae
Product: olfactory receptor 10W1-like
Exons: 1
Coding region: 1-945 (314 amino acids)
Biological process (GO): G protein-coupled receptor signaling pathway
Cellular component (GO): membrane
Molecular function (GO): G protein-coupled receptor activity; olfactory receptor activity
Source: RefSeq, a predicted model, not a curated record
AUGACCUGGGAAAACCAUUCACUGUGGUUGGAAUUUGUGUUCCUAUCCUAUCCCACCAAACCACACCUGCGUGUCCUGACCUUCCUAGGAGUCACGCUGGUUUAUAUUUUUGUCAUCACUGGCAAUGCCCUCAUCAUGGGGGCCAUCUGGACAGAAACUCGCCUACACAUGCCCAUGUACUAUAUGUUGGGCUCCCUCUCUGGGAUUGAAGUGUGCUACACCGCAGUGGUGGUGCCACACAUGAUGGCCAAUAUCCUGCAGUCUGAUAGGACCAUUGGCCUCCUGGCCUGUGCCACUCAGAUGACUUUCUUAAUCGGCCUUGGCAGUGCUGACUGCUUCCUCUUGGCUGCCAUGGCCUAUGACCGCUAUGCUGCCAUUUGCCACCCCUUGCAAUACCCUCUCAUCAUGACUUUAACACUCUGUGGACGCUUGGUGGUGGCCUCUGUAACUGUUGGCUUGUUCUUGUCCUUUCAACUGGCUGUCUUCAUCUUCUCUCUGCCAUUUUGCCAGGUACGAGGUAUCCAGCACUUCUUCUGCGAUAUUCCACCCUUGAUGUGUUUGCUUUGUUCCAACAGUCACAUCCAUGAGCUCUCCGUUUUGGUGGCAGCCACUCUGGCCAUUGCUGUGCCUUUCUUCCUCAUUGCAGCCUCCUAUGCCUUCAUCGUGAAUGCUGUGCUCAAGAUCAAGUCUGCAGCUGGCCGCCAGCGGGCCUUCUCCACCUGCUCCUCCCACCUCAUGGUGGUCUUGCUGCAGUAUGGCUGUUGCGCAUUCAUGUACCUGCGCCCCAAAUCCAGCUUUAACCCCAAGAAAGAUCAGUUUGUCUCACUAAUAUACAUAUUUGGAACCCCACUGCUCAACCCUCUUAUCUAUACCCUAAGGAAUAAUGAGAUGAAAGGGACGCUAGGAAAAAUUCUUAGCAGGAAAUGUCACCUCCGGAACAACUAG